Messenger RNA from Mytilus trossulus (common blue mussel), 1199 nucleotides. RefSeq lists its product as uncharacterized. Bases 498 to 1199 code for a protein of 233 amino acids. Lineage: Eukaryota; Metazoa; Mollusca; Bivalvia; Mytilida; Mytilidae. The transcript has 3 exons. The record is from RefSeq and is a predicted model, not a curated record.
UGUACCGUUGAUUGUCAUGUAUUAACGGCAACUAAGCAUUUAGCAUAACACAACUUUGUCAAAUCAUACGAUGUACCUAUGACAGCAGGAUUAGUUAUAAUCACUUGAAAAAAAAAGUAGAAGCGAACAUCCGAUUUAAUAGGAAACAAGCAGAAUUAGGUCUCCCAAAAUAUUUCUCAUAUAAGGAAUAAUUGAUAAUUCAAAUGGAGCCAUAUCUUAAAUAAAAAGACGAUAGUGUAAACGAAGCAAACAUUCACGACCCUUUCAUACAGGAAAACGUACAAUGUACAAUGAUGAUAAGCCUGACUGACAAAUUAAAAAGCGAUAUAACGGUAUUGUCAUAUAUGAAGUCCUAAAAUAUGACGGAACUGGAGUAACAUUCAGUAUUAAACAACUAAAGGUUAUCCUGUAAAACAUAUUCUCUUUUCACAGACGCAAUUGUGGUAACCAAUGCAACAACUUCAACAUUUACAAAUGAAGACAGUAAUGACAUAGGAAUGGUUAUUGGACUUGUUGUGGGUCUGGUAUUGGUUAUAUUUGUUCUGGUUGUUACAGUUAUAUUCUUUCGAAGGUGUUUUGUAUCGGGCAAACUGAAAGAAUCAAAGGAUUGUUAUACUAGAUCUCAAAAUGUUGAAAUGGCAAGUGGGACAGGCCAUCUUAACAAUACGUACCUGGAUUUAAAAAAGACAACUAUCGAUUAUCCAUACCAAAAUCUUACAAACAGUGAAGUUUCUGGUAGGAAACAAGAUUUAAAGCAGACAAAUUUAAAUUAUGAUUAUGCUACUGUUGAACCAUCUACUGAACAAGGUCAUAUUUCUGAUAUGAUAUAUAACAAUGCUGCUUGUAACAAUUACUUAGUUUUAGAUCCAAAUAUAACGGGUUACAAUAGAUCUGAAAAUAAAACCAAAACUGAUCAAUAUGAACUUGCCCAACCAGUGAAUACGAGUCAAGUCAAAACAAGCUUUGAUAACGCAACAUAUUUAACGGAUGAUACACAUGGUCUUUCUGAUGAAGGCGUGUAUGAUUCAUCACGUGACAAUCGACAUAAAGAAUCUACAAACAACAUUUACAGUCAUACUGUCGAUACGGUAUAUGAUUCUACAAGUCGUUACAGGUCGGAUUCAGAAAACCCAGACACGUACGAUCAUUUCACUGGAAGGAAAACAGAAGACGAGUAUGAUAUUUCAAAAUGUUCUUAA